AUGAAGCGCCUUUAUCUUGUGGAGCCAGUGGUGGCCCUGUCUGCUUUUAGCAGUUCUCUCAUUUACCCACUUGUGCAACAAUACAUCUACCGCAGGCUGUGGCUGCAGCUGACCAACACCACCUAUCCCAUCUCCAGCAACAGCUCUAGAUGUGCACCAAGUAACAGUAGCAGCAACCAGACCGACUUCCAUAAGGAGGUACAGAAGCAGGCAUCCCUGUUCUCCAUGUAUUCAGAGCUUCUCUCCACGAUCCCAUCCUUGAUCGUCACACUCCUGCUGGUGGCUUACAGCGACCGAGGAGGACGCAAGAUCACCAUCAUCAUGCCUUUGAUUGGCUCACUGAUCUAUGCUUCGUCCUUCCUGACGGUGUCCUUUUUUGAGCUGAACAUCUAUUUGCUGAUUGGCUCCUCAUUUCUCAGCUCUCUGUUUGGGGGUUUGGGAACGUUUCUCGGGGGCUGCUAUGCCUAUAUAGCCGACUUGUGCAAGAAUGAACGUCAGAGAACCUUGCGCAUGGCUGGAGUGGACAUGAUGAGUGGACUGUUGUCAGGGGUGGCUGCAAUAUCAACAGGCUACUUUCUAAGAGCAGCUGGUUUUAACUGGCCAUUUCUAACCUCAUUGUUGUGCCAGUGUCUGACCCUACUUUAUGCAAUUUUCAUCCUAGAAGAGACAGUGAAAGCUCCCAACGAAGGUGAUAUUUUCGACGAAUCUACCCGACGACAUGCACUUAAAUUUUUGGUCUGUGGUGUCUACCAGACCUUUUCAGGACUUAGCUCUAAGUGUAAAAUCCUUCUGGCCCUCAUGAUGUUCAUCUUUACCAGCUUUUCAUUUGCCUUCAUUGGAGGCAUUUCUUUGGUGACGCUGUAUGAACUAAACAAGCCCCUCUGCUGGAAUGAGGUUUUGAUCGGCUAUGGUUCAGCCCUGUCCACCACAGUGUCCCUGAUAAGUUUUGCAGGAGUGGCAGCGCUCACAUAUUGCCGUGUUCCACAGCUUCUCAUCGUCCUGCUGGGGAUCCUGUCCGUCGCAUCUGGCAUGAUCCUGAUGUCAUUUGCAAAGACCACUGUGCUGAUGUUCAUAGGAAAGUUCCCUUUGCGCUGCGAGAAAAACUGA
Oryzias latipes (Japanese medaka) is the source of this 1107-nucleotide messenger RNA. Its product is annotated as lysosomal proton-coupled steroid conjugate and bile acid symporter SLC46A3. Lineage: Eukaryota; Metazoa; Chordata; Actinopteri; Beloniformes; Adrianichthyidae. The record is from RefSeq and is a predicted model, not a curated record. Gene Ontology annotation, cellular component: lysosomal membrane. Gene Ontology annotation, molecular function: transmembrane transporter activity. Gene Ontology annotation, biological process: vacuolar transmembrane transport.